Dufourea novaeangliae is the source of this 1901-nucleotide messenger RNA. Its product is annotated as contactin-1. The transcript has 6 exons. The record is from RefSeq and is a predicted model, not a curated record. Gene Ontology annotation, molecular function: protein binding. Bases 138 to 1097 code for a protein of 319 amino acids. Gene Ontology annotation, biological process: cell-cell adhesion. NCBI's taxonomy places the organism in Eukaryota, Metazoa, Arthropoda, Insecta, Hymenoptera, Halictidae.
AUGAGUUUGACAGCUCCCGCGUCCCGUGGUUCGUUGGAAGAAAGCGAGAAAUAAAAUCGAUCAGCAAAGAUGCGGCUCAGAAGAGAUUCUUAACGCGUUUCCGUAUGCAUCUACGCGAGACCGUCUAAUAUGGCAGAAUGGUUGGGCAUAGAAUCGUCACGCUGAUACUCUUCCUGACAGCAUGGCAGGAAGCAGUGACUUUGGUGCCAGUGCGUUUUGUCGAUGUAGACAUUGGUCAGAAUUUGACUUUAGCUUGUGCAGAAGAAGAUGCACUACCACAGCCAGGCGAAUCUGUUGGAGUGAUGUGGAUAAGGGAGGGACGUGAGGAUGGACAAAUUGAACGACUAAAGGUUGAGCCUAAUGGAGCUCUGGAACUUGUCAAUGUUAGUGCAGAUGAUGCUGGGAACUAUUCAUGCACCUUAGACGAUGAUCACGAUGCUGUCAAGACUAGAAUUAAUGUACAAGUUAGAACUCCUCCUCCACCUUUACAAAAUGUAUGGGUAAAACCAUCCACAAUAUUGGCAAAUAUUCUUUGGGAAGUAGCUGGCACAGGUGGUUAUCCUAUCAUAGAUUUCACUGCCGAAUAUCGUCUUAAACCGAGUAUGGGUGAAGAACCAGAAGACUGGAAGCCUAUUGUUCCAACACAUAUUCCUCCAAAUUCUAGGCAAAUUGAUGUUUAUCACUUGGUGCCAAAUACAACAUAUUCUUUCCGAGUGUGGGCAACAAAUCAGCUAGGAAAAGGAGAGAUCGUUGAGGUUGAAGGUCAUACGCACCACAGUAUUGAAGAAUUAGAACUUGCAAGACAUCUCUUGUCAGGUGUAGAAAAUUUUGACACUCGUGUCUGGGUGGCAGCAGUAGGCAUAGUUAUGGGUACACUUAUGAUUCUUGGUAUAGGUACUUGUUACCUCCUCUAUCGUGAGUGCAAAGUACCCUCGCAGCUGGAGGAGCAGGAAGUGAUUGAGCUUGUUCCCAACAUCAUUCUGAAUCCAGGAUUUUUCGACGAAAGAACAGAACACAUUCCACAAGACGAAAAUUUCAACAACCAAACCACUACGCGUCUGAACAAUAACAGCGUUGUGCAACCUAGACGACUAUAGUAACUAAAUCCUUAGGUUUUUGUGGCUUUUUUUAUUAACAAGUGGCUUGAGCACAAUUUAUAUGUGUCACCUUAAAUGUAAGUAUCAUGAGAUUUCAAGAAAAAACAAAAAGAAAAAAGAAACAAGGCCUCGAAUACCGUGAAACGUUGCCGGCACUCAGAAAACCGGAAACUAAGAUCUGUUUGUGUUUGUACUCAGAAAGUUCAGGAACUGAAAUCGUAUGCUCUGAGUGUUCCAAAGGAAGCUAAAUUUUUUCACUUACAAUACAAUGUAAAGUGUUCAAAGCAUAUGUAAGACUCUGCUAGGUUUUGUGAAACGGAGUAGCACAUUUAUAAGGAAGUUUACCAGGAUGUUCGAACACAGAAAUUCGAUAUAUUAUUGCUCACUAAUCGAGCUUAAAGUAAUGAACUCCUGUAAGCCAAAAAAGAAUAUUCUUAGUAAGACUGUAAUUCUAAGAACAAACAAAACCAAAAUUUUUCUGGGGAAACCGAAGUCGCGUGACAUUCGUGAUAACUGCAAACAUGCGUUUAUCUUACAUUCUGCAUGAAUGAAACGUCUUUUGUACGCAAUUAUUUUUAACCGUUAUCACCGAGAAUAAACGAAAUUUUAAUGGACACUGUCAUGCAGAAAGUAAGAUUUUUGUCAACAAUACACAUCAUCCGAUUGAAUAGAUUUCGUCAGGUCCGACAAGAAGGCUUGCUUACUGCCGUUUUAAGGUGUGCAGAAGUCGUUGGUAAAAAAGUUCCUUUUCGUGUCUUUCUAAAGUGUAUUGUUUUUUUUUUUAUUUAUUUAUUACUGUAAGAG